Danio rerio (zebrafish) is the source of this 1715-nucleotide messenger RNA. NCBI's taxonomy places the organism in Eukaryota, Metazoa, Chordata, Actinopteri, Cypriniformes, Danionidae. The record is from RefSeq and is a predicted model, not a curated record.
AUUUAUCUGGUGACUGACCUAGAUGUCAUUUUGCCCAGUUUUUCAGGAAUCCAUCAUAUUAUAGUGUGCACUUUAGAAUAUUCUUAACAGACCCAGAACAAGAUGCUUCCAGAGCACUUGAAGAAUCCCCUCCCUUCACUCUCUCAAGUCCCCACCUUUCUCCUAAACAGAUUACUCGGGAGUUAAGGGAGCCUGCACAGGUCUCUGUGAGGCUUAGAGCCGCAGAGGAAACAGAUGGGAUAAGAAAACCAGGGGAUCUAAUUACAGAGGCUUAAUCAGCAAUCCUAGGCCCGUCCAGUCUCAAGCCACUGCCCACGGCUUUUUCUUUCCCUAUUAGAUGUGUUUGUUUCAGAGUUUGAAGACGACUGUUUAACAUGGAGAAAGAGGAAGAGGAUGAUGAAAUCUUUACAGCAACUCCAGGAGAAUAUGAAGAGAGAGAAGAUGAUGAGGAGCAGGGGGAAGAGGAGGAAGACGAACAAGAGGAAGAGGAGCCGGAGGCCGAGAGGAAGAGCAGCUGGGAUAUCCCCAUACCGAGUCGAUCGCUGGCCAGUCGCAGGGCUUCACUUCCAUGCCCGGCUCAGCUGAAAGCAAUGCACCUGAGUCGCACGCACUCUGCUGCCGUGAUCCCAAGUCCAGCUUUCCUGAGCCACUGUCUCCAGAGUAGCGCAGCGCGGCCGUGCUCUCGUUUCAGUCAUGUUGGCAAAAAUGAGGAUGUCACACACACCAAGAGCAGCUUAUAUGAACGGCAGCCGCACACCAUCUCUACCAUCCCAGAAGUGCACGAGCCUCUGGAGAGAAAAGCAAGAUUUAGGAGCCGCAAUGUUAUGUCUAUGAGUGAUGCGGACAGUUUGUGUUUAAUCUGCCAUGACGACCUUCGCAAAGGAGGAGGCGUGAUCAGAGAGCUUCACUGCUCCCACAGCUUCCACAGUGAGUGUAUAGAGGAGUGGUUGUGGACCAAGCAGACCUGUCCCACAUGUCAUAAACAUGUUGCCAUGCCUGAGCCGCUGUACUGGACAUCCACCAGAGUAAUAGUGCCCUAAACCUGUCCAGCAAGCCCUCAAACAACACAGGACAUCAGCUAACGGGGACACAAGUUGGGUAACCAUUAAUCAUCAGUUACGAAGCAGACAACUAACAAAGGAUAUGGAAGAAACGACUAUUUUCUCCAAUGAAAAGGUCUCAUUUGACAAUUCACAAAUAUAAGGUUUUGGAUGGGUAGACUUUGCUGUGUAAAUAAACAAGUGUGUAUUUUUUAAAGUUGUAUUUACAUAUUAAGAAAACGAAUGUGAUAUUUUCUAUUGUGAAUAUCGUUUUCCGCAUCAAUGUGAGUAAAUAUGAGCUGUAUUCUUCCUAUAUUUAGAUUAUUUGAAAGUUUAUGUGAAAAAAAAAUCGUUUUACAAACAUGUAAUAAUGAUUGUAGGCCUGCACUGUCUGUUUACCAGAUGUGUACCUGAAUAACUGUUUAUUUAUUACACUUAAGUACCAUUUGGUGGAGAAUUUGUGCUUUCUUCAAGACCAUAUGCCCAGUGAAAAAUGAAUAAUGUACAAUUUCCCUAAAUAAUACUUGAAGUAGAGAGUAAAUCUAUCAGUAUGACUCGGAUUGACAGAUUUAUACUGAAUUUAAAAAUAGAUACAAUACUGAGCUAACAAAUCAUAAUCAUAUUCCUGUAAAGCUUUUUAUUGAGGACUGCAAAUAAAAUAUAUUUGAAAUCAAA